This is a messenger RNA of Lodderomyces jiufengensis, 1443 nucleotides long. RefSeq lists its product as uncharacterized. Bases 1 to 1443 code for a protein of 480 amino acids. Lineage: Eukaryota; Fungi; Ascomycota; Pichiomycetes; Serinales; Debaryomycetaceae. Gene Ontology annotation, molecular function: triacylglycerol lipase activity. Gene Ontology annotation, biological process: lipid catabolic process. The transcript has a single exon. The record is from RefSeq and is a predicted model, not a curated record.
AUGCUUUUGAUAACAAUUUAUUAUUUUUUAAUUACUACAGUUUCGGCAAUUUCAUUUGCAAGUGAAAACAAUAGACCAAUUAAACCAUCAGAAGAUGAUUUUUACAUUCCUCCACCAGAUUUUGAAUCAGCGCCAGUUGGUAAAAUUGUAAGAAAAAGAGAAGUACCUCAUAGAUUGACAAAUGUAUUCACACCGAUGAAAGUUCAAAAUGCAUGGCACAUUAUGGUAAGGUCAGAAGAUUCAUUUAAUGAACCAAAUGUAAUUGUUGCAACUAUUAUAAAACCAUUUAAUGCAAAUCCAAAUAAAUUAAUUAGUUAUCAACCUUUUGAAGAUUCGCGAAAUCCUGAUUGUGCUCCAUCAUAUGCAAUUCAAUUUGGUUCAAACAUAAAUACUUUAAUAACACAAUCUGAAAUGGUUAAUGUUGAUGUGAUGCUAAAACAAGGAUAUUAUGUAGUGAUUCCAGAUUAUCAAGGUCCUGAAGGUGCUUAUACUGCUGGUAGACAAGCUGGAUAUGCUGUUUUGAAUUCACUUACUGCAACUUUGACAACUAAAAAGUUUACGGGUAUAAAUCAUGACGCUGAUACAAUACUCAUGGGAUAUUCAGGAGGCACAAUUGCUAGUGGAUGGGCAGCUAUGUUGCAACCUGAAUAUGCUCCACAUUUGAAGAAGAAUUUAAUUGGUGCAGUUUUGGGUGCAUUUACGACUAAUAUUACAUCCAUGGUUGAAAUAGUUGAUGGUACAUUAUUUGCUGGUUUAAUUCCAAAUGUGUUAAUUGGUUUAUCAAAUCAAUACCCUAAACUAAAGAAAUUUUAUUGGGAAAGAUUAAAUCCAGAUUUAGCUGAUAAAUUUUUCAAUAAAGCUCAAUGUUUUUUUGAUGCAUUAAUAAAAUGGAUUUUAACAUCAUUUUUUAAAGGUAAGAAUACAUUUUUUCCAGGAGGUAUUUCAAUAUUAAGAGAAGAACCUAUGAGAUCAAUAUUGAAACUGAAUAAUAUAGUUGAUCAAUCUAAAUAUCUUGUACCAAAUAUUCCCAUAUUUAUAUAUCAUGGAUCAUUAGAUAAAGUUGUACCAAUUAAAGAUUCAUUCAAGAGUUUUGAAAAUUGGUGUUCACUAGGUUUAAAAUCUGGUGAAUUCGUAGAAGAUAAAUCAUCUGGUCAUUCAGUAUUAUCAUUAAUUGGAAUAGCAAUUGCAAGACCAUGGAUUAUACAAAGAAUGAAUGGGAAACCACCAGUAAAUGGUUGCGUACAUAAUAAACAAUUGACUACAUUUGGUUACCCUAAAACUAUAGCAGCUUUUUACAAAAAUUCAAUAGAUAUGUUGAAAGCUAUGACUGGGUUCAAAUUAGGUCCUAAAUAUAAAAGUCUUGAAAAUUAUGAUACCUCGGAAUUAUCAAACUUGAAACAAUUUUUACAAGAAUUGGAUGAUAAUAAAUAUAUUUCUACAUGA